This is a messenger RNA of Neodiprion fabricii, 4273 nucleotides long. It is a transcript of the gene Sap47, whose product is annotated as synapse-associated protein of 47 kDa. Lineage: Eukaryota; Metazoa; Arthropoda; Insecta; Hymenoptera; Diprionidae. The transcript has 10 exons. Bases 300 to 1499 code for a protein of 399 amino acids. Gene Ontology annotation, cellular component: synapse; cytoplasm. The record is from RefSeq and is a predicted model, not a curated record.
GCGCAGAGUGGAUCGAGUGUCGCCGAUGCCCGGAGUUCGUGGUCCGCGUUUCGUUCGGUUGCAGUCAUCUGUGUCGCCUUGGCCGUCGCGAGACGUUGAUACAGAGUGUGGAAAACUGACCGGGCGAUUUCCCUGGCAGUCCGAGAUCGUCGAAUCCUCGUAACCUCGUCAGCUGAUCCCCUGGAAGCAAUUGAUCGAUUACAGUGUCGUGGCGACGGACGAGCCGACUGACGACUGACGUAACGUCGUCCCGACUAAAAAACACACCUUAGAUAUUAAGUGUCAGAUUAUCCGACGCCAUGUUCUCCGGUCUCACCAGCCAGGUGUCCAACUGGAUGGGCAAGAAGAACGACGACGGCACCGAAAUACCCGCCGAGGAAAAGCAGCCAGCCGCCUCAUCCCCAGGGGCCGAACCCGAGUUCGAGGCCGACAAAAAGGACUCUAGCCCAACGAAAGGAAGCAAGCUCGAGAUGCUGGCCGGAGUGAAAUCGCAGAUGUCCGGUUGGCUGAGCGGAGGAAUUCCGGGGCUGAGUCGCGGCGCCGGAGUCGCGGGGCAAGCAGAAGGUGAGCUUCCGGCGUCCUCCGAAACCGCAGAAAGCCAAACAUCGCGGGAAAGCGUUCAGGGUUCCGCAUCUGACCAUGUAAAAGACGAUGAUGCUAGCAGGUGGGUUGCUGGUGCGACUGGUGGUGCCGACAGCGGACCUGCCAGUCUCGAGGGAACUCCAACCGACGACAAGGACGGGCAGCAGGCAUUCGGUGCUGUAUCAACCAAAGCAAUAGCCGGAGCGAAAAGCCUCGGUGGAUUUCUUUACAGCGCAGUCAACAAGGCUGGAAAAUCCGUGGUCGAAGCCAGUGCAAAGAUCAAGAAAACGGUCGAGGAGAAUGUCAGCAAUCAGAGUCUCCUCGGCGAGUUCAACAAGGAGCAGGACGCCUUCAUCGCGAGUAAGCAGGGUGAAAAAGGAGAAGCUGUUGCACCCUGGGUGGGGGCGCCAAACGAGGAAGCUCUUCGCGAGGAGUGCUUAGCCCUAUCAACUGAUCGACGUAAUUUCGUGAGAGCUCCACCACCGGGUGUCGAAUUUGUCUGGGACUUCGAGGCUGCUCAGCCAGUGGCGCAAGCCACCCUUGCGUUGGAUCCGAACUUGGAAACAAUGAGGUUCGAGCUGGUGCCCAAAGUGAUAUCGGAGGAGAACUUCUGGCGCAAUUAUUUCUACCGAGUUUCACUUUUGCGCCAGAGUCACGAGCUGAACGCAAUGGCUAGUCAAACGGAAAGCAAUCAGAACCUUAUAUCGUCAGGCAGCAUCGAUCACACUCAAGAUGACCAGGUGAAGAAGCCCGAGGAUCGAACUGCAUCGGCGCCCAUUGGCGAGGAUCGGGAAUCUUCGACGGUCGAUUCGCCAGGUCAUGAAUUUAUAUCAGACACAAUGAGGGCCUCCGAUACGGAUAUUCGAGAGGUCAGAGAGGGGAUGAAGAAACUGGGAAUGCAGCCGCCUAAAGCCUAAGAAGAGGAGUGUUAACCAGUAUAUACCCAUUACUCAAGCCCCCACGACUUGACAAAUUGGUCAUAGAAAUGAAUAUUUUUACCUACCGUAUGAAAUUUUUAUUUCUUUAAUUCCGUUUUAAUCUCGAUUCUUUUUUUGUUUUUUUUUUCUCUUCUCGUUUGUACUUCUUUCUUCACGUUGUCAUCAUUGCCCCGGUUUACAGUGCGUCUCGUUUCUUUUCCGUUACACGUUUCACCGUUCUCACAUAUUACACGAUUGUUUACCUUAUCACAUCCCAUCGCUUCGCCUAUUUCUUUUCUGUCUUUCUUUUUUUCAUUAAUAUAUCAUUUGAAUAGUUAUAUUACAACAUUGUUGCCGAAUCGACGGUGUUGCAUACGAUGGUAGUAUUACGACAAACAUACGUGUAUAAUGAAUCUUAAUGAAUACAUCUAAAUAUACGUAUGUGUAUAAAUAAAAUAUACAUAUAUUUAAUAGUCAGGCGGAGAUGCGGUAUUAUAAAAAGCAAGUCCUAAAGUACCUAACUUGCGGUUUGUCGGGAACGUAUAUUGAACGAUACACAAUAUACUUAUACAUACUAUACCGUACAGUAUAGUUAAUAAAUAACGCAAGAUACUUAUACGAUAAACAAUUAUAUGAUUCAAGUAUUACCAUUGAUAAAAAAAUAAUAAUAAUAAUAAUAAUAAUAAUAAUAAUAAUAAUCCUAAUAAGAAUAAUAAACAACAACAAUACCAGUAAUGAUAAUAUUAUUAUUAAUAACGAUGACAACAAUAAUAACAUUAAUAAUAAUAAUAAUAAUAUUGAAUAAUAGUACUUACAAUUGAUUGAUUGAUUAAUAUCGAAAGUUUAGAAAACGCUAGUUGGCAAGGAGAGGAUUAAACCGUUAGAUAUAAACCGUUAAUUAUAGUCUAUCACUAAUUGAUUAAUUAAUUAAUCAGCUAGUUAAUUAAUUAAUUAAUUUAUCAAUUUACUCGUAACAAAUAAUCGAGACACGGGAAAAAAGAAUACAAGAUGAAGAUAAUAUAUUUCACUAUCUGUACGUCUGUCUGUCUGUCUGUCCGUCUGUCUGUCUGUCUGUCUGUUUCCCCAUCUGUCUGUGUCUUCGUUGAAAUGCCUCAUUGUAUGCACGCAUGCAUACAAUGUAUGACAUAUAUGUAUAUACAUCUGUACGUGUUCUCUUUUUCUCUCCGUACUCUCUGUGGUUAUAUAAGAUUGAAAUUUGACGAUGAAAAAAGUAACGGGGAGGGGGAAAAAAAAACAAACAAAAAACAAAAAACAAAAAAAAAAAAAAAGCGACUACGAUAAACAAAUAGUUACAAAAAGAUGAAAAUCUUUUAAAGUUGUAAAUCUAAUGUAACGGAAGAUUGAAGAGAGAAUAAAAAAUUGUGAAAAAAAAAUUUAAAUUAAAUAAAAUACGUGUAACAAUGACGUAAAGAAGAUAAGAAAAAAAACAAAAAACAAAAAAAAAAAAACAAACAAACAAAAAAGAAUACUCUAAUAGCUAUACAUAAAUAUGUGUACACGUGUAUAGGGUACAUAAAUCAAAUUCGUUGAAUGACAAUACGUGUUUAAAAUGAUAAUUAAUAUCACGACUUGGAGAUAUAUGUAUAGGGAAUUCUAUUGGAAUCGGAUGGUAUAUUCUUUCAAUGUGUCGUUUCUUAUUUUUCUUUCUCCUUCGUCGAGAUACAGCCAAAGGCGAACGGUGCAUCGAAGUACACGGGCAUCUCAUUUGAUGAUCGAUGCGAUGUAUAAUUGACGGGAUAGAAGUUAAACGUGCUUUCGCACUUUGUUCUGCUAUACAAACGAAUGCGUGCAAUUGACGGCUACGACUCGGAUACACUAGUCGUGAAAUUGAUACGGAUACGGGCAGUCUAACUUGAGAUACCUGUUAUGCUUUUAUGAUGAAUAUAUUUCCACGUAUAAAUACCCUGUAUUAUAUACACAGCGUUAGGAAUUUCAGUUUCCUACAUGGGGAGGGGGGGGGGGGGAAGAAAAAUACAGUACGUUAAAAUAAACAUUGAUUUUUCAUUACAUUAAGGUAAUGCAAAACUGUAAAUUAACGGUAUGUUUUGGUAAUGAAUAAUUACCGUCUCUGAUCGAGGUCGGUAUUCAUCGUCGGUUUGCACAAUCGCGCCUUGAAGCAUAAUUAAGAAAGCAGACUCAAAAAUGAGAACUGACGACGAAUAUCGGCCUUAAUAUAAUACCAUUUCUCAUAUAGAUUUGCAUCGCCUUAACAUCGCGAUGCAUCGGACUCCAUUCGGAACAGUAACAAUUAACCCAUCGUCAAACCGGGAAGUGAACUAAUUAUAACGCAUCAAGCAUCGCUCAUAAUCCCAUCACCCCGAUCUGCUUUUAAUUCACGUUAAAAACUCUUUCACGCAUUCGUCGACAAUUUGUAUUUUGCAUCUAAUGAUCAAGUAUGAUCUCAUUAAGAGCAAUCGAUCAUGGAACUGCAAAAUCCAAAAUGCUACGUUGCUUUUCUCCUUUUCAUCGCUUAUUCGUUAUUAUACAUUGUCCGUUGAGUUUUCUUUCUUUCUUUCUUUCUUAUUUUUUUUUUCUCAACAUUUCCUUGCCUUUUUUUUUUUGUAUGUUUAUUUUUUAAUCCCGUGCCCGACGUUAUUGAGUCAAAAGAUCAGAGCAUUGCGGAAGAGAGCCCGGAAAUAAAGAAAGAAAAAAAAAAAAAAAAAACACAAAAACAAAAAACAAAUCUUUGGAUUCAAAUACAAUAAAAAAAAAAAAAAUUCACCCAAUGACCGGGGAAUCUGCUAAAAUCUACA